AUCAAAAUGUCCAAUGUCCAGCGAUUUUCCGAAGAGGGUUUAAUAUUUGAAUUAUGAAUCUCGUGCCGGCAACAUGUUUCCUAGCUCUCAUUUUUGUAUUCAUCGUAAUAGAUCUCUCUGACUGUUCAGUUAGAGUCCAGAGAAUCGUCGGAGGAAUUGCUGCGGCUAAACCUCCCGAAGAUGAUCCCGUUGUUUUUGUCGAUCGAGGUGAUCGAAAUGCAAGAGUUUACGGCUCUCGUGAUUCCGGAAAAGGAGCUUUACAGUGGAAGGACGAAUUGAACGCAACAGCCUGGAGUUCCCCGUGCCCCCAGCUGCAGAGAGGAAAAAUCGUUGGCUCCGAGGUCUUAUUCCUCGAUGUCUUUACGCCAGCGCUGCCAGACUCUGGAGAUGGCUACCCAGUGCUCAUAUGGAUCUAUGGAGGAGGAUUUAGAGUUGACUCAGCUUCUCAAUACCAAACAAGGAAUUUAAUCAAGAAAAAUAUGGUAGUCGUUUCCAUUCAUUUAACGAAAAUUCAUGUAUUUGAUUUUUUCCUUUCAGAUUAUUUUAGUGGAGUGAUUGCCAUGUCGGGAACAGUUUUGUCGAAUUUCGCAUUCGACAGAGAUCCCAUACAAUCCACAAAGUUCACAGCGUCUUCUCACGGAUGUCCUGGUGACAACGUAAAGGAGAUGGUACAGUGUCGGCAGGAAUUGCCAAUGGAAAGGUUCAUCACUGUUGAUUCAAGAUUAUCAGAGAUUUUACUGGUGACUCACGGCUUUAUUUCAGAAAUAUCCACGUUUUUAGCAGCUAGACCUGUAGUCGAAAGAAGUGACGAUGGAAGAAAUUCUGUCAAAAUUCUAUUCCAUAAAUCAAAUCCAAUACAGCAGAAACAAUUGGAAAUCAAUUUAAGGGCUCUACCUAAUUCUAAUUCUAUGGCUGACAAACCCGAAAACUUGUUGAGACUUGGUGGUCUUCCAAAAAUCCUUCUUACUGGAGUCGUAAAGGACGAAACCGGAGGUUCAAUUUCUGGUGGCUACAGGAACGAAAUGAAGAACAAAUUAAAAACAAUCCCAAAUUUUCUAAACAAAAAAUUAGUACCUUCUCUCCAGAGGACGAUUCCAUUCUUCGGUAACGGUUCCAGGCAGUUUAUUCCCCAUGCGUUUGACAAAUACUUGAAUAUUUCGCCAACUACAAAUCUGGGAGAGAAUGAAAAAGUGGCAGAAGCACUGACUGGCGCGAUAUUCAAUGCCCCUGCACUCCUGACACUCACCUACUGGAGCAAAAGGGUCAAUACUUAUUUCUACCGUUUCGAUUACAACAGCAAAUACUUUCAUGGAAAGGGUUUUCUGGCAGGACUGCCCUUAGUGGAUGCCAACGAUCUAUCAGGAACGACAUUCAUAUUCCCUCAGAACGAUAUAUUUGGGGGACACAAAUUCCAUCUAUCCCAUUCUCAAAGGAAGAACUACAAGUGACUGAGACAUUCACCGAUCUCAUUUCACAAUUCGCUACAACGGGAAAGUUUGAAGGGGUCACACCACGUGAAACCAUUCCGUCAUUCUCCAGUGAAGAUAAUUCCUUCAUCAGCAUAAACGAUAAGGUAAAGCUCAUGAAGAACUUCCGAC
Molecule: messenger RNA, 1598 nt
Organism: Fopius arisanus
Lineage: Eukaryota; Metazoa; Arthropoda; Insecta; Hymenoptera; Braconidae
Product: carboxylesterase 1E
Source: RefSeq, a predicted model, not a curated record